Salvelinus fontinalis (brook trout) is the source of this 2807-nucleotide messenger RNA. RefSeq names its product ankyrin repeat and SOCS box protein 9-like. The record is from RefSeq and is a predicted model, not a curated record. NCBI's taxonomy places the organism in Eukaryota, Metazoa, Chordata, Actinopteri, Salmoniformes, Salmonidae. Gene Ontology annotation, biological process: protein ubiquitination; intracellular signal transduction; positive regulation of protein catabolic process. Gene Ontology annotation, molecular function: protein binding. The transcript has 10 exons. Bases 1316 to 2479 code for a protein of 387 amino acids.
CAAUGGAGCUAUGAAUAUGCAUUGAUUACAGAGAGGCCAUUCAGUGGGUUUAUACAGUGGUAUUCUAAUCCAUGCACCUUCUCUGACAAGGCACAAAGUAAUGUGUGUUUUAGAUUUACAGUGGCAGGGAUUAUAUCAACAUAAUAGUAAAUUGUAGGCUAUUAUGAUUUUGGAUUUUUGCAGCUCUCUCUUCUCUUUCCUUCUUUCUCAAUGAACAAACCUAACUGCUACUGACAUCUGGUGGUGGAUAAAAUUACUUACGUAGAGAAUGUUUUCAUUAGAGAAUCACGUUGCAUCCAUGAAGAAUGUAUGUCACAGAAUGUGCAUGCUAAGGAGUGCCUUGCCAUGUUUUCUCACUGACAAAUGUUUGCCUCGAUAAUGUCAAUGUGGGGUAGCAAUUCUGGGAUAUUUAAAAAUAAACUAACUUAUGUGAAUGAUUAGUUUAUUCUCAUGGCGGAUCUCAUGGCGAACCGGAUGCUAGUUUAUCUAUGCCAGACAAUGCAGUAAGUAAGUAAGUAAGUCUUUCUGGCGUGUUUCCUCUGUAAAACAACAGCUUAUCCUCCAAAUGGAAAAAGUAGGGAGCAUAAAUUGGUUUCUGGCAAAUAACUCUGGCAAAUUUCUGUGAGCCUGGAAUUUCUCCUUGUAAAGUUUAGGCAUUUAUAAGUCUAUCCAGCCAUUGUUUGAACUGCAUUUCUUUCCAAAAAUGUAUUGGAUUUUUGGAAACUUGCAUGUAAAGUCUGACUACAACUGAUGAAUAACCAGGCAUGGAAAAGUCCUCCACUGAAAGCAUGGCUUUACAGUUUGUAUCCAAGGGAAUAGUGUCAGUCACGAUGUUGACACAUUACCCAAACUACAAAAACAAACGUGUACCUGCACAUCUCCUACGUAUCUUUCCAGCCCCCCACCCCUAUCUUUCUUACUAAAGCCCCCUCCUUCCCUCUAACCCUCCCUCUUUAGUUGGAGGUGAUGGGUGUGAACUGUCUGUGAUGACAGUGUCAAGUUACAGACCUGCUCAACAGGAUUCUACUCACUAUCUCUGGGUCUAAUGAACAACAUAUGCACUGUAAAAACAAGCCCAGCAAUGCAUUCAAAACCACUUCCUGCAGGGCAGACUGAAGCUGAGGGGAAAUGACAUCACAGGCUUUAAGUUGGGAUGUGAUGUCGAAAUCACCCAAAAACAGUUCAGGAACAGACGGGUACAGAUAAGUGUUGACACCAGCGACAGGUCGAAGUCCAGUUGCUGAUGUUACAAAACCAAUGGUGCAAGACAGACUGCUAGACUGCCGUCUGAUUUGGGGAACUCUAUAGGUCAACAAUGAGACAGGCUACAGGACACAGCAGUGACAACCCGAGGAACAAUGCUAUCCAGACUGGAUCAGUUGUUUUUCUCUCCAACCCUUUGAUGAGUGAUAUUGAGUCAGAUUGGUCCCCCAUUCAUGAUGCAGCCUACAAUGGACGUGUUCUCACACUGAGAAACCUAAUAGCUCAGGGAGCGUGUGUCAACCUGGCCACUCUAGACAGAGUCUCUCCCCUUCAUGGAGCAUGUCUGCAGGGACACACUGACUGUGCCCGGUUACUGAUAGAAAAUGGGGCAAACGUGACUGCGAAACUAACCCUGAUUCAGAUGACCAUUCUACCCAUGUUAGAUUACGGAGACGUCAUUUAUAGAUCGGCAGAGUUGAUCAGGCUGAUGAUUGUGGCCUGUGGAAUGCUGUCCUACUCCUCUGCAAUGGCUGUGCGAAGUUGCUGGAUAUUAGCGGGAACUGGAACACGCUGUCAUACACGUCUAUCCAGAGCAUUCCAAACAUGCUCAAUGGGUGACAUGUCUGCUCAAGAAACAUGGGACCAACACUUUAUAUAUCUCCAUGUGAAUGUCCCCAUGUUGGAGAAGACCACCCCUCUGUCGGAGGCCUGUGCCCGGGGCCACGCGGCCUGUGUGACCCUGCUCCUCCAGCACGGAGCCUCACCCCAGGGAUCCAGCCUCUCAGCCUCCCCCAUCCACGAGGCCGCAGCCAAAGGUCACCCAGAGUGCAUUGAGUCUCUGGUUCAUCACGGGGCAGAUGUAGAUCAGAACACUGACCAAUCAGGCUCGCCGCUCUACAUUGCCUGCACAAACCAGCAUCUGAGUACCGUGAGGAAACUGCUUCAGCUUGGUGCUAGUGUGAACAGGAGUAAGGAUGGGGACUCUCCUCUGCACGCGGCAGCCCGUCUGUCCAACCCUGAGCUGGUGACUGUUCUCCUGGAGCAUGGGGCUGACUGCAACUGCAGAGACACACAGGGCAAGCAGCCCCUGGACCUGGCCCUUGCCAACAGCCCCGUUGAGAAACUACUGGGCCACAGAGGAGGAGUGUCUCGUCUGAUGCAGCAGUGCCGGCUGUCCAUCAGGAAGGUUUUGGGAAAGGCCAGACUUAGUUCAAUCCAUGGUCUUCAGAUCCCCACAGAACUGAAGCAAUACCUUCUGUACCAAUCAGAUCUAUAGGGUAUAUCCAUUAAAUUAACAUAUUUUUUAUGUUCUCUCUCAAUGCAUUUCUACUUUCGGUCAAUAGGUGGCACCUUAGCACCAGCAUCUGUGGAGAGGACGUCAACACUUAUUGUGAAUGUUGAUUAGUGGGAUGGUUUGUGCCACAUUAUCAGAUUUGUGCACAUGAAAGAUAUGAGAAAGAGAGAACUUUAGAUUUUUUGCAUUCAGAAAUAAAUAAAUAAAUAUGUACUGCUACUUGAAAAUUGGUGUGAUAUUGCUCAACGGUAAGAUCAUAAAUGUUUACCAAAGGAAUGCCAAAUAAACAUAAUUAUUUUGUUUCAAACAA